Saccharomycopsis crataegensis is the source of this 1050-nucleotide messenger RNA. RefSeq names its product type I glyceraldehyde-3-phosphate dehydrogenase. Gene Ontology annotation, biological process: glucose metabolic process; glycolytic process. Gene Ontology annotation, cellular component: cytosol. The transcript has a single exon. Gene Ontology annotation, molecular function: NAD binding; NADP binding; glyceraldehyde-3-phosphate dehydrogenase (NAD+) (phosphorylating) activity. The record is from RefSeq and is a predicted model, not a curated record. The coding region runs from base 1 to 1050 and encodes 349 amino acids. Lineage: Eukaryota; Fungi; Ascomycota; Saccharomycetes; Ascoideales; Saccharomycopsidaceae.
AUGUCCAAAGUUUUAAAGGUUGCCAUUAAUGGGUUUGGUCGUAUUGGCCGUUUGGUGUUGCGGAUUCUUCUUGAUAAGAUUGAAAACGAUCCGGCAUUUGCUAAUGUGUCAAUUGUCGCGCUCAACAACCCCGCCAUGGAGCCAGGGUACGCUGCUUACAAGUUCAAGUACGAUUCCAAGCACGGCCGUUUCCAAGGAGACGUCAAACAUGACGAGGACUCGCUUAUCAUCAACGACAAGUACGUGAUCAAGAUUUACCACGAGCGGGAUCCUGCCGCUUUGCCAUGGUCCAAGCACCACAUCGACUACGUGGUGGAAUCCACGGGGAUUUUCACCAAUGCUGCGGGAUGCCAAAAGCAUAUCGAUGCUGGGGCCAAGAAGGUGAUUAUCACUGCGCCUUCCAAGGACACUCCGGUGUAUGUCAUGGGGGUGAAUGAGGACAAAUACACCGCUGACCAACAAAUCAUCUCGAACGCGUCGUGCACCACCAACUGUCUUGCUCCAUUGAUCAAAAUCAUUCAUGAAUCGUUUGGGGUGGAAGAGGCGCUUAUGACGACGAUCCAUUCGAUGACCGCGUCGCAAAAGACGGUCGAUGGCACUUCCAGAAAAGACUGGAGAGGCGGGAGAGCUGCCAGUGAUAAUAUCAUUCCUUCGUCGACCGGGGCAGCCAAGAUGGUGGGGUUGGUGAUUCCUGAGUUGAAUGGCAAGUUGUCCGGGAUGUCCAUGAGGGUUCCUACCACCGAUGUCUCGAUUGUCGAUGUGACCAUCAAGUUGGCCCGGCCGGUGGGGUCGUUGACGGAGAUCAACUCGGUGGUGCAGGCCCAUGCUCAGGGGAAAUUGCGAGGGAUUGUCGGAUACACCGAGGAGGCGGUGGUGAGUUGUGAUUAUGUCAGUGAUACCCAUUCGUGUGUGUACGAUGCCAAAGCCGGGAUUUGGUUGAGUGAGAAGUUUGUGAAGUUGUUUGGGUGGUACGACAACGAGUAUGGGUACAGUGCGAGGGUGGUUGAUUUGUUGAUCCAUGCGAUUACGGUGGAUGGGAUGGAGGAAUGA